Molecule: messenger RNA, 291 nt
Organism: Dentiscutata erythropus
Lineage: Eukaryota; Fungi; Glomeromycota; Glomeromycetes; Diversisporales; Gigasporaceae
Source: the annotation of a GenBank genome assembly
AUCCGGAACUCAACCAGCAACAACCAACGAUAGUAAUUAUACAAAAUCACCGUAUUACGUUGAAAUAGCAAUGUAUCUAUAUCUGGUAUUACCACAUGAAUAUUCUCAAAUAACUUACAAUGAACCCAAUAAUAUGUAUCCACCUCAAUGGAUGACAAAGAAACAAAUGGACCAUCAGAUUACCAACAAUCGUAUUCAAGAACAAUUUCCUAAUCAGGAAAUUUUUGAAGAAUACAAAAUGCCAUAUGAUAGUGAUAAACAAAACAAUUCGGCCGAAAAACCGAAUUACCU